AUGGCUGGUGCUAAGCGAUCCAAUCCCAAAAAGAAGCCGGAAGCGCGGCCUUCAACCCCAACCCUUGAGGCUCCUGCUCAGAGAACACCUUCACCCGGACCUUCUCAACGGCGUGGAAAUAAAGACAAGACGCUCAAAUCCAACGUCAGGAGGGCACGGAAAGAGAAUGACACACCCUAUCCAGAGUACUCAAGGGUUUUCCUAACGAAGGAAAAAUACCUUCAGAGGGUUCGAGGCAUGAAUCGUCUCCUCAUGUCGGGAAGCCGAGGAUGGGAAUGUGAGCUGACCGACGUUUCGACUAAUUACGAAGAUAUGUUCCGAUUAAUUCUUCAGUGGGUCUACGAUUGGGCAAUGGAAGAUAUUGGAACAAUUUCCAAAAGUGACAUGAAGCUCGUCAUUGACGCCCUGGAUGGGUACUGUAUCCAGGAUGAUUGGCCUACUCUCCAAAGGCUUCUACCACCUCUGAUAGCACCUGGAGGGAGAUUCUUGGAGACCUUAAUCAACAAAGCCAUUGCAACAAAGGUUCUUCCCAACUCAUUCCAGUACCUUGAUGGGAAGACCGGGUCCACCGAUCAGAAUGGAGACGAAAGCUUCGCCACAAAACUCCAGUACCUCUACGACCGAUUCUUCGAAACGAAUCCAAAUUUUGCAACGCUCUGGAAACAACAAACGCAUCGACUAGCCAACUCAGUAACUGCGAGUCAAGCGCCAGGUGACCUGGAUUUUGGACAAGAGAAUGUCAAGCGCCUCAAGGCUCGUGCGCCUCCCCUGGCUGAUGAGCUUCUGGGCAGUAGGCCAAUCUGCCUGCUACUCAGGGAGCCCUUGAGUCCCGAGGAGGCGCUAUCCCGGCGGACAGAUCUGGUCAAGAUUUUUGAAAUGGCCCUACGUCUAAUGUGUGACGGCGAAACGCGUGUCGGUGGUCAGUUCCGCAUGGAGCAAUUGCCACAGCUGGGAUCAUUGUACAAGUGCGGUAGCCCCUACAUGGUGCUUUGGGACGAGACUGAUCCUGCAAACGAGGCCGAUUUGGAUGGACGUAAAAUACUGCUUGUUGUACGACCGGCCAUCGUAUACACUCAUAGUGAGCCUAAAGAUGCAGGAUCGGGCUACACUUCCGUCUCCUCCAUUGCUCACAAGGCUAUUGUUAUCGUGGGAAAUCAUGAUGGAGCAACGGAUGGUACCAAAAAGCAAAAGCCCACGAACCAACAACCUACCAAAUUCGUGGAGGACCGAGUCUACGUGAACACGGCAAGUAGCUGA
Aspergillus eucalypticola CBS 122712 is the source of this 1257-nucleotide messenger RNA. RefSeq lists its product as uncharacterized. Lineage: Eukaryota; Fungi; Ascomycota; Eurotiomycetes; Eurotiales; Aspergillaceae. The record is from RefSeq and is a predicted model, not a curated record. The coding region runs from base 1 to 1257 and encodes 418 amino acids. The transcript has 2 exons.